AACUAAAAACAUAACAUAGAAAGUAAUUUUAGCAUAUCUAUAAACAUACAAAAAUAUCUUUGACAUGAUCGAUUAUAUGUUUUUCUAACUUCAAAAGAACCUUUCUCGAAGGAUUUUAGAGGAGCGCUUUAAUUUUACAUUUGAAAAUGUCAUCCUUUUCCAAAGGAUUUUAUAUGAACUUUUUCCAAAUUAAAAAGGCAAAGCAUUAAUUUCUUGCAUUUUUGGAUUUUUUUAAAUUUCUUUGUGCUGCUCUUUUUUGUUGACAUUUUAUCUGUGAGGUCCUAAAAUUGCUCCUAAGUUAGCAAAGCGUGGCAUCCUAAGCGGGCUCGCAACACCACGCGUUACUUAACUAUGCUUCUGUUCUGAACAAAGAAGAGGGGAUCGGGGUGCAGCAUGAAUGCAGAGAGAGAAAGGGACGCACUCACUGGAGAGCGGGAGAGAGGUGUGGCUCCAUAGAGAGACACAGCCAAGACUGUAUAGUGUAAAACCAGUGAUUAGAGAGAGAGAAUGGACAGAGAGAGGAAGGAGGAGAAGGGGAAGAGAGAGGAGGAGAAGAAACCAAUGUCAUUGAUGAGGCCGGUGACCGAGGGCGCCUACGGUGGUGGACUCUAUGGCACAGAUGAUGGUGGCGCGCCUAAGCAGCAAAUGCCCGUGCAGAGGCAGCCUGCGAGCGACACACAGAGCGCGGAUGGCCCCGUCGUAGAGCCGUCCGUGCCCAAGCACGAACCGCCUCCGUCCACUGGAGAUCGCGACCUUGACAUAACCGGUCAAUCGUAUAUCCAGUAAAAUUACACGAAUUCCUUUCCUACUAGUUUAUGCUGUAACACUAGCCCAUAAACUAAUGAAGCCCGUACCCGGGUCACUGUUGCCACUACUUUCCAUGAAUAAUGGAUUAAUUUUUUAUUGACUCACCCACCUACUCGCUCUGCUUUGGACUUUGCUUGUUUAUAAUGUAUUUUCACCUUCAUUUUUUUUUCUUCUCUUUUUCGGACAGGCCCGAGCCCAAGAGUUCGAAGAUGAGAACCAGUCGUAAGGAAAGAUUGAAAUCAAAUAGUAGUUUUAAUACUGUAAAUCUUUUUGACAGCUUUAAAAUAUAUUUUCAUCUUUAAUUAUAAAAUUUAAAGCUUUCAAAAAAUUUGUGGAUCGAGGAGACUCCGUCAUCAACUCGGGUGGAAGAAACCAUGCAACUUCAUUAACAAAUGAAUCCUAGCCUGUGAAGAACGUCCCCUAUAUAACCCCUAAAAAGCUUUACAAAAUUUAGGGCAAAUAAUAUCCCAAGCAAGCUCUUGAACCAUUGCUUUCACCAUUAAUCCUUGGAGGCAAAACUCCACAAUGUAACAACCUUCGAUGUACCUAGGGACACCUCACUUUUGACAUGUUGAAUUUGACCUUUUAGAGCCAAAACUUAGUAAAUCUCUUACCUACACUCCUUAAGCAUGAUUGCAUACAAUGAGACCAUUUUAACUUAUUACCCUAGAGGAAUUCCCCAAAUAUCAAUUUGAUACCUCGGAAUCCCUAAAGUGGACCCAUUCAAAAUUCAUCAUCCUAAUUAAGUUAAAUUUCCCUAUAGAAUUCAAAUGAAAUAACUCAUUAAAAAUUUCUCCCAAUUAGGUUAUUUUUCUUCCUAAAUUAUAUAAAAUUUCUUCGUAAAUGUAAAAAAAGCUCAAGAAUAACCCAAUUCAAUGCAUGGUUUCAGAGAUAUGAGAAGAAUAGUGACACAAAUGCCUUCGAAAUAGUUAUCCUAGUUAGAACUCUGAAUUAGUGCAUCAUGUGCUACGGAUCGGAUUAUUUAUUUUCAAGAUUUUUAAGCUAGAUCUGCUUGAUUUGAACUAUUUUUGGAGUUUAAAAAUUUUAUAACUGGAGAUAAAAAUCGAUUUGCACACCAUCUAUAAGAAUUUUCGACACCAAAAUUGCAUCUCAUGACAAAUUUUGAAGGUGCACCUUGCUAUGAUUGUUUAGAUUGCAACCUUACGCAGACCACACCCUUUUGAGAACACCUUGCUAAAGUUGAAGUCCCACCUGACACUCACAGGUGUAACAAAGGGUCACUUUCAAAAUUUUAUUACUCAAGGAAUCCCAAAGUAGAAGGCUUGAAACCUAGAGAUUAUACUAACGUGUAGAUACCCCAUUUCAGGUAAUUGGAUUUGUGAUGUCCCAAAACCUAAACCGAGACUUUAACCCUAGAAAAUCCCUUACCUUGUAGAGUUUUAUUCGGUUCAUUGAACUUCUAGGAUCCUUCAACUUUAAGCCUCAGACCUCCCUAAA
Molecule: messenger RNA, 2265 nt
Organism: Amborella trichopoda
Lineage: Eukaryota; Viridiplantae; Streptophyta; Magnoliopsida; Amborellales; Amborellaceae
Source: RefSeq, a predicted model, not a curated record